GCCCGGAGCCGGUAGUCUCUUUGGAAACUUCUGCCGGAGAAAAAGAGCUAGCAAAGCGCUGCAAGGCAGUCUUGGGUUUUUCUUUUCUUUUCUUUUCUUUUUUCUUCCCUCCUUUUAAUUACCCCCUCCUCCGUUUGCACCCUUCUCCGGGCUUUUUGCACCCUUCUUCUGCGAAUUUCGAAGAGGUGGUGGUAGAGUGGAGAACAGAGGUGUUAGGGGGUUUUAUUUUUUGUUUUUUGCUUCCCCCCCCCCCCUUGAUUUCAACAUUUUUCCCACCCUCUCGGCUGCAGCCGCCGCUUCUUACCAGUUCAGUGGCGACCGCGCGCCGCUGACUGCUGGAGGUUAGAAAGGAGCUGGGAGUGUUUUAGAUUUGAAACAAAAAUUUUAAAAGACAAAUCCCCCCGGCCCCUCCCUUCUCCUCCACAGCCUCGGAACUCAUUAUUCCGGUGGCUGCUUGGGGUGGCUUUCCCCCCUGCGAUUCUGAGCAGGUCGGACUUGGGAGGUUCUCCGGUCUUCACUCCCUCGCCGUGCACCUGGCGCUGCUUUUUUCCCCAACCUGUUGCUAGUCUUUAAUCCUUGCAACCGGGACUUGCUUGCAGGCACCCCAACCUUCCAACUCUCCCUACAUUUUGCAAGUGUCUGCGAGAGGGCACCCGCUCUACCUGCCAGAAAUUAAAACCCCCAAAAAAUCUCCGGGCGCUCUCUUGGCCCCUCUCUCCCUGCUCUCGCUCUCUCCUGCCCCGCCCCGAGGUAAAGGGGGAGACUCGGAGAAGAUGGUGCUCACCGCAGUCCUCCUGCUGCUGGCCGCCUGCGCGGGGCCAGCCCAGGGCCUGGGUUCCUUCGUGCACUGCGAGCCUUGCGACGAGAAAGCCCUGUCCAUGUGCCCCCCCAGCCCUCUGGGCUGCGAGCUGGUCAAGGAGCCGGGCUGCGGCUGCUGCAUGACGUGCGCCCUGGCCGAGGGGCAGUCGUGCGGUGUCUACACUGAGCGCUGCGCCCAGGGGCUACGCUGCCUCCCCCGGCAGGACGAGGAGAAGCCGCUGCAUGCCCUACUGCACGGCCGCGGGGUUUGCCUCAACGAGAAGAGCUACCGCGAGCAAGCCAAGAUCGUAGAGAGAGACUCGCGUGAGCACGAGGAGCCCACCACAUCAGAGAUGGCAGAGGAGACCUACUCCCCCAAAAUCUUCCGGCCCAAGCAUACCCGCAUCUCAGAGCUGAAGGCUGAGGCCGUGAAGAAGGACCGCAGGAAGAAGCUGACCCAGUCCAAGUUCGUGGGCGGAGCGGAGAACACUGCCCACCCCCACGUCAUCACAGCCCCAGAGAUGAGACAGGAGUCUGAGCAGGGCCCCUGCCGCAGACACAUGGAAGCGUCCCUGCAGGAGCUCAAAGCCAGCCCUCGCAUGGUGCCCCGGGCCGUCUACCUGCCCAACUGUGACCGCAAAGGAUUCUACAAGAGAAAGCAGUGCAAGCCCUCCCGUGGCCGCAAACGUGGCAUCUGCUGGUGCGUGGACAAGUAUGGGAUGAAGCUGCCGGGCCUGGAGUAUGUCGACGGGGACUUUCAGUGCCACGCCUUCGACGGCAGCAACAUUGAGUGAUGCGUCCCCUCCCUGUCCUUCCCUCACCCCAUCCCACCCCCAGCCCCGAAUCCACCCAGCGCCUCCUUCACCCUAGGACGCCACUCAUUUCAUCUCAUUUAAGGGAAAAAAUAUAUAUAUAUCUAUUUGAGGAAACUGAGGACCUCGGAAUCUCUAGCAAGUUCUCAACUUUGAAAGUGGCAACAACAGAGACAUGAAAAGCUAAGGAGACCCCUUUUACGAUGUUUUUUUCUUUGUUUUUGAGGCAAGUUGAAUGAACAGGGAAGGAGGAGAGGAAGAACGAGAGACAGCGACAGAGCAGGAAAGAAAGCACGUGGGUAGGAGAGAAGGAAAGCUGAUUAGAGUGGUGGGCAGGGAGGAGAGGUUGCCGGGACUACGGCUGGAUACAUCUUUUGCAUCCAGCCCUGGCCCGAGAUGGGGAGAGGCUUGGGCACUACAAGGUGUGGCCCGAGAUGUGGCAUUUGGUGCCACACUGGGAGUUUUCCCAGUUUGGAUUGGUCAGUAGGAGAAAGGAAAAAAAAAAGGAUAUGUGGACACCUCUCCUGCAUCUUUCUCCUCCUCCAGCCAGCGAUUUGGAUGGCUCAACCCCUGUGCUUCCUCUGCCCUUGCCCCAGUAGGGUGUUCUCUGUCCCCAAAAUUAAUAAAAACAAAAAUGCAUUCCACUCCUUUAAGAGCAAAGUAAUAACUGAGUGAUAAUAGAUAGAUUUUCCUAGACAGAUACAUAAAUAUUAAAUAUGGGUGCAUAUUUCUCCCACCCACCCCCUCCCCCCAUACAGACUUUUAGAAAUCAAUACACACCCCAAUAUUGAAAAGACUCGUUCCUCCGGGGUGACUAAAAACACAUGCUCAAUCAAGUAUGUGGUUUCAGCCCCACCUUUCAUUCAAUCCAUGGCUAGCACAGCCCCUGGGGGGAGGAUAGGUUAAAAAAAAAAAAAAAAUGUGUGGGCUUGUGUUUAUCUGCAAGACUCCAUGUAGUCAUAUAUAGGCAUAUAAAUCUUUUUUUUCUUUCUUUCUUUCUUUCAAUGAGUUUGCAUUAACUUUUCGAAGUAGUUCCUAUAGGGCUUUGAGGAGCGUCCUCAUUUUGGGUAAACCAGGAGAACCCAGUUCUUCUACUACAAUCCAUAAUACCAAUUUUACCUGCUUCUAGUCAAGCCUUUAUGGGACAGACUGUUGGAUUUUUUAAUGAUCUCCCAUGUACACGUGUCUUCAUAUGUACAUGUGUGUGCUGCCACACCGGGGAGAUGCCAGCAUUCAAUGAUGCACACACCAUGUCCCCAGUACAUCCCACGUUAGUCUUCAAACCAUCAGGAAGUAACUGUCUCUGGACAUCACACCAAUAAGACUUCAACAGGUCCAAGUUUGACCCACUCAUCCUGCCCCACCACCUUUUUCAUUUCCUCUGGACAGAGCAUACAUUUUGAAAGCCUCUCUCAGUCCUUACGCUGGCAGAGCAGGAGAGAGAUUGAAAUUAGAGGUGGCAAAGAAGGAGAUAGAAGGGGAAACAUUUAAAUACAAGGAAAAGAGUAAAAUUGAUGGUUCAGGCCAGGGUAGCCUGAGUGGAGGAACAGAAGGCUUGAGGAGCAGAGGGCUGACUGCCCAUUCUAGCUUUGGAACAAAGCCAACAGAAAGGAAGAAAAAGCCAAUAGAACCUUCCUUGGCUUUCCCACCCUAUAAGCCCUCUGGGAUUCAAGAGAAAGGAGAGAUGAAAAUGGAGAAACUGAUUGUAAAUAGAAAUGAACUUAACACAGGCCAUAGAGUCAGCGAAGGUGGGAAACAUUAGGUGGAUUCUGGACGUUAGAAGCUGGAAGGGAGCAAGGAUCAGUAGAGACUGGCGUGCUUUUGAAGGGACAAGACUAUGUGCUCAGAUGCCCACCUUCAGCCUGCAAUGAGGGAUUGAGACCAAAGUGUCUUUCAAGCUCUUCAUCCAUUCUGGCCAGUUCCUGCUUCCUCCCUUGGAUGGAGGAUGGAAGAAAGGACCAGGAUAACCAGGGAAUGGAUGCUUCAGGGGGAGCCAUCGUUGGCAGCCAGAUUCUGAACCAAGAAAAAUCUCAUUCUCCACUGACUUCCUCAACUGAUGGGUGGCCUUGGGGCUGUCCUCUAAGGCUAGAAAUAGCCUUCCUGGAAAGGGGACUUGGACUGGCAAAAGAGGCUGUCUCUCUCUCUUUCUCUGUGGACACACUCUCCACUCUUACCUGAUGGCGUAACACAGUGGAAGCCAACUCAAACACUGAACUUGGGGCAAAGAAGCAAAUCUAUUUCAACUAGUGGAAAACGUGCCGCUAUGGAACUUGGGGGGAUGUCUCUUACUCCCCUGGACAGGACAGUUGGCCAGGGAUGGGAGAGGUGGCCAAUCUUCAUGAGACAAAGGGCCAGAUGGGGAAGGCAACAGUGAGGACUUACUGACCUGCCACGUCAGCAUGUCCCAUCUCUCUGCACAACUGUCCCCAAAACCCUGACUCACAUUUCUAGAUGUCUUAGGCCAGUAUCCUAAACCGUUUCCACCUUACUCUUCUUUCUGCCCAUUCUUUCUUUGGAUCUUGAGCAGUCCUAUGAGAUCUGCCAAGUGGAUACCAGGGUGCCAUUCACCCUAAGAAAAGACUGAGCCAGGAAUCGCAUACCCCCUCCCAGCCCUCCCAAGGCCUGGACCUGAUUCUUAAGAGGGGGCUCUCCCUUUUUCCCCAGUGUUUGCUGGACUUUGAAUGGGCCUCUGCCCCUUACACUGGCUCUUUCUUUGCUGUCAACCAUAAGGUGGGAGAUGAUGAGCUGGUUUAAUUCAGCCAGACUCUUAAGAGUUCCCAGCUCAUGCCUACUGACCCAAACCUGUGAUGGGUGAUUCUGGGCGGCUGCCCACUCCUACAGGAAGCUGGAACUUCAUGGACAGGUGGAACUAACCCUACCAAAUGGGAAGUCAGACCUGAGCCAGGGGCACAAGACAAUGGGAAGGGAGUCAUUGAAGGAAAAAUGAAUACUCUUCCCUUGGCAGGAAGGCAGGUUUGGGAUGGUGUGAGGAUGUUUAGUCCUGAGAGGGUAUCUCUUUGAUGGCAGGCUGGCUGUUGGCCAACUCUGCUCACCUGGAGGGCUCAGACAUCAGGUUAUCAGAAUAUCCUUUCAUGGCCCCCAUCUAAGAGACACAGGAGGUCUCUUCUCAUCCUCCUUCUGAUCCCCUCACUCCAGCGUGGAGAAGAUACCUCUGUCUUCCCCCACUACUGCCAGGUAAUUGAGGAAGGCCUAGCCAGGACAGAUCCUCUUUCCCCUGGCCUGCUCUGACCCACUGAGGCAAAGCCAGGCAUCUGGGAAGGAAGAGACUCGAUAGUUUCACUGACAGCCAGGCCUAGACAGACAGGCCUGGAGACACUGAACCCCCACGGGAGAGGAAGGCAGGCACAGCAGGCCCCCGGAAGGGCCCUGUACAGUCCCACCUCCUCUCCCUUUGCCCAAUUUUUCCAUCACUCCCUCUGUGGUCUCUAUGGUAACCCCACAGGGUUAACCUCCACUGGGGGAGGUGGCCCUCAACCACCGUCCCCUACUUCCUAGCUCCUUAGCAGCAAAAGGACUGCCAGGGUGACCACCAAGCCCCGCCCAACGUGGGGUCAUCUGUUCCCCACCCCCCCACCCCCACCCCCCCCCCCCGCCACCUCCUGCCCCUGUCUCCAUCCACUCAGACCCCUAGAGGGCGCCGGUUCAGAAUGGGAACUUCAGAGAGGUGUGGGCCAAGGAGAAGAAACUCUGGUCUCCAAGAGGAACGUUUUGGCCACGUUUUGAAAAGUGGUUGGACCAGGGCACAGGGGUUGUACCAACUAGCAACCUGGGUGUUGUACUGUCUUUAUUUUUAAAACCACUAAAAGUGCAAGAAUUAUUUUGCACUGUUUCUCCACUUAUUAUUUUAGGUUUUUUGUUUCUUUUUUGAAAAAACACUUUCUUGGUUUUCUAACGGAGUAUAUAGUUUAGCCGUUUCCACAGACUCUGGCCUCCUCUCUAACUCCUUUUGGAUGGGGAAAGGGAAGGCAGGAGGGUCAGAGGCGAAGGGGUUCCCAGCUUCCUGCGCCCCUUCACCCUACUUCUCUGGUCUCUGGUCACCUGCCACCACCACCACCGUCACACAGUAGCCCACAUGGAUAGCACAGUUGUCAGACAAGAUUCCUCCAGAUUCCGAGUUGCCGACUGGUUUUUUUUUUUUUAAAGACAGCAAUAACCACAGCACGUAUUACUGUAGUUCUUUAUAGUUUGACAUACAUACCAUAGCUCUGUUCUCUCCUCUUUUUUUUUUUUUUUUUUUGUUUUGUUUUGUUUUU
Messenger RNA from Loxodonta africana (African savanna elephant), 5884 nucleotides. RefSeq names its product insulin like growth factor binding protein 5 (gene IGFBP5). Lineage: Eukaryota; Metazoa; Chordata; Mammalia; Proboscidea; Elephantidae. The transcript has 4 exons. Gene Ontology annotation, biological process: regulation of insulin-like growth factor receptor signaling pathway. Gene Ontology annotation, cellular component: extracellular region. The record is from RefSeq and is a predicted model, not a curated record. The coding region runs from base 774 to 1592 and encodes 272 amino acids. Gene Ontology annotation, molecular function: insulin-like growth factor II binding; insulin-like growth factor I binding; fibronectin binding.